Molecule: messenger RNA, 1984 nt
Organism: Alternaria alternata
Lineage: Eukaryota; Fungi; Ascomycota; Dothideomycetes; Pleosporales; Pleosporaceae
Product: putative benzoate 4-monooxygenase cytochrome P450
Exons: 4
Coding region: 268-1845 (525 amino acids)
Molecular function (GO): oxidoreductase activity, acting on paired donors, with incorporation or reduction of molecular oxygen; iron ion binding; heme binding
Source: RefSeq, a predicted model, not a curated record
AUCUGCGAUUUCCCAUCUCACAUGAUUGGCUCGCAUGGGCUGCAUAGUGUCUCAGCCUCACGAUAAGCGCUAGCCGUUUGCAGCUUUAUGAAGCGCCGGACAUCCAGCCCCGCCCAUGACGCUGACGCGAGAGCUAAUGGUAUACUUAACGCCCCAUGGCGCUGUCCUACCCUAUGUCUAGAACAUCUACGAUAUGUGUACAUAUAGCUUGCAGAACCCCACUUGGGCUGCAAUCGCGUCCACAGCAAAUCUAAUUUUCCAUCCACAAUGGAUCACCUCUCGGAACUAUCUCGUCAGAUCGAAUCGAAGACGGUCGUCGCGUCUUUGUUCUGUAUAUGGCUACUGUACUGGCUGGCCAUAGGCAUACAUAGGGUGUAUUUUCAUCCCCUGUCCAAGAUUCCUGGGCCAAAGUUGGCAGCGUUCAGCUUCUGGUACGAGUUCUACUAUGAGAUCUAUCCGCAUAGAUUCCAGUACCUCUGGAAGAUCAAACAGCUACACGAGGAAUAUGGACCCAUCAUCCGUAUUAACCCCCUACAGGUUCAUAUUCACGAUGCAGACUAUUUCGACACCAUCUACGCGUCCGGCGUCAACCACAAGCGUGACCGUUGUAGCUGGUCGCACCACACCGGCUCCAAGGUUUGGGCGGGCGCCAUACUUGAAACGAUGGACCACGAUAAGCAUAGGAUGCGACGAAAUGCUGUAUCCCCCUUCUUCAGCAAGCGCUCUGUUCAGGCUCUUGAAGGGCUCGUUGUGAAUAACAUAAAGAAGCUCCUACGUCGUUUCGAAGGUGAAAUGGAAAAGCAGGGCCCGCACGCCGGUAUUGUGAUCCUCAAUGAUGCAUAUGCCGCCUUCGCUAUGGAUGUCAUUUCUGAAUACUGCUUCGGCGAGUCAAUGAAGACCUUAGACAAUGAUGACUAUGGUAAAGACUGGCUGACCAUCUUCCACGACGGAAUGCAGUUAGUGCCAUUCGCUCGCCAGUUCCCCACGAUUUUCAACUUCCUCCUCGACCUGCCGCCGCACAUAGCUGCGAAGUUGGAUGCUGGGGCGGGAAAAUUGAAUGGCUACCUUUACCAAAUCCUGGGCAGAAUCGAGCGCAUAAUGAAUCGGGAAGAUGGUGUAAACGAAACAAAGGAUCUUAGGCGGACUAUAUUUCAUGACAUAAGGGAUGAUGUUGGUUGUAAACUUCCCGAGAAAGAGAAGCAUCCAGUAAGGUUGAUGGCGGAUGCAAGCGUCAUUCUCGGUGCAGGAACAGAGACAACAUCACGGACUAUGGCAGUCACUACCUACUACCUGAUCAAGAAUCCCGAGAUAGGCGAGAAACUUAGACGGGAGCUAGAGACGGUGAUGCCAACGGUGAAUCACGAGGUCUUACUCCGGCAGUUGGAAGCUUUGCCCUACCUAACCGCGGUGAUAAAUGAAGGCCUACGUUGCGCCCACGGUGUCUCUUCCCGUCAACCCCGCGUCGCUACUGCCGAAGACCUCACAUACGCGCAGUAUACCAUCCCCAGAGGAACUCCCGUCACGCAAUCUCCCUACCUUCUUCACAUGGAUCCCGCCAUAUAUCCCGAACCUUUCGCCUUUCGCCCAGAGCGUUGGAUCGAAAACCCCAAACUUACGCGUUAUCUCUUCGCUUUUGGGCGCGGGAGUCGCAAUUGUUUGGGCAUGAAUUUGGCAACGUCGGAGCUAUAUCUUGGUCUGGCGAUGAUUUGGAGAAAGUUUCAGUUCGAGAUCUAUGAUACCGUUGAGAGCAGAGAUGUGUUGACGACUUACGAUUGCUUUUUGGGGAUGACGGAUCUGAAAAGCGAGGGCGUGAAAGUCAAGGUUGUGGCGGAGGUGGAGGCGUAAUCGCGAACGUCAGUAUGCCGGUCAGUCGACUGGGGUCAAGAACGAUGGUUUUCGCAUGAAGUAAUGACCAUGUUUCGAAGUUGAGUUCCUGCUGUGUGUAGUGUUUUGGCAGGCCUCUGGAUAGGGACGGCUCUUUCGA